Messenger RNA from Ceratotherium simum simum (southern white rhinoceros), 3523 nucleotides. The record is from RefSeq and is a predicted model, not a curated record. Lineage: Eukaryota; Metazoa; Chordata; Mammalia; Perissodactyla; Rhinocerotidae.
GGCUCUCGGGUUCCCUGCCCCAGGCCGGAGCCAGUCGGUGCCCCGGCGGAGAGACCUGCAGCCGGGCUCCCCGGCCCCGGGCUCCCUCCGGCUGGGGCGGCCGGGGCAGGGGGACAAUGUCUGCCCGCGCCCCGGGGCCCGCCGCUCGCUCUCGGGGGGAGCUGUCCUCGGCGGCUGCUGAGAGGGAGUCGCUGUCGGCCGCGGCGAGCCGGCAGGCCGAGCAGCUGCCCCCGCCCGAACGGGAGGGCAAGGAGGCGGCGAGGGAGGAGAGGGCCGCGGCCGCCACCAGCGCGGGGGCGCGGGGAGAGCCGUCGCCGGCGCCGGUGCUCGGGCACAGCGUGCCCCAGGCGGCCGUGCCCGUGAGGCCCCUGGCGCUGCACCUGGCGCACAAGACGCGCGGGCCGGGGGGCCCCUUCGGCGGAGAGCCGCCGCCACCGGCGUCGCGGGACCCGACGGCCAAGGACGCCCGGGAGAAGGAGGCGGCGGCCGGCCCUGAGGAGAAGCUGCGGCCGCCGCCGCCUAAGGAGAACCCCUGGACCAAAAAGCCUCCCCAGCACCUGUCCCCCGCCGGGACGGGGCCGCCACCGCCCCCGCCGGAAAGCCUGGAGGCAGAGCUCAGUUCCCCAAAAAUUAUAAAAGCAGGAAAACUCAAGACAAAGAAAUCCAACAAGGCUAGUGAUUUCAGCGAUAUGGCGAAUUGGCCAACACCAAGUGAAUUAGUGAACACUGGAUGUCAGAGUGUCCUCAGCCAAGGAAAUAAGAAGCCACAAAAUAGAAAAGAAAGAGAAGACAAGGUUGAAAAGAGAAGUAACAGUGAGAGCAAAGAAGGCCAGGAAACAAAAUUAGAUGGUCCUGGUGAAAACGUCAGCGAGGAUGAGGCUCAGUCAAGUAAUCAACGAAAGAGAGCUAAUAAGCACAGGUGGGUACCACUCCACUUAGAUGAUGUAAGACCAGACAGUCAAGAAAGACCAGGAUCCCGGAACAGCUCAAGAUGUCAACUUGAAGCAAAUAAAUCAUCACAUAAUAAUAGGAGAAAUGAUACACGAAAUUGGAGGCGUGAUAGAGAAAAGAGAGAUGAUCAAGAUGAAGUUUCCAGUGUGAGAAGUGAGGGUUGUAAUAUUCGAGGUUCCUUUAGAGGCCGAGGAAGAGGCCGAGGACGGGGAAGAGGACGAGGCAGAGGAAAUCCUCGAGUGAACUUUGAUUAUUCAUAUGAUUAUCGAGAACAUGGUGAGAGGACUGAUCAACCAUUUCAAACAGAACUUAAUACGAGUAUGAUGUAUUACUAUGAUGAUGGUACAGGCGUACAGGUGUAUCCUGUGGAAGAAGCAUUGCUUAAAGAGUACAUUAAGCGCCAAAUUGAAUAUUACUUCAGCAUAGAAAAUUUGGAACGGGACUUCUUUCUUAGGAGAAAGAUGGAUGAACAGGGUUUCUUGCCUAUUUCCCUGAUUGCUGGUUUCCACCGUGUUCAGGCUCUCACUACAAACCUGAGUCUCAUUUUAGAGGCACUGAAAGAUAGCACAGAAGUGGAAAUUGUGGAUGAGAAAAUGAGAAAAAAAAUAGAACCAGAAAAAUGGCCAAUUCCAGGCCCUCCUCCACGUAGUGUGCCACAGACAGACUUCUCACAGCUGAUUGAUUGCCCAGAGUUUGUACCAGGCCAAGCCUUCUGUUCACAGACAGAGUCUGCCCCAAAUUCUCCAAGAAUUGGAAGUCCACUGAACCCAAAGAAAAGUACUGACACAAGUAAUCUUCAAGCACUGUCUAGAGGUUUGUCUACCAGUUUGCCUGACUUGGACUCAGAACCUUGGAUAGAAGUAAAAAAGAGACAUUGUCCAUCCUCAGUGAAAUUGAGGGAAUCAGCAUCUCUACGAGAAGAGGCAGCAAAUCAACUGUAUCCUCCAGAUGAAGAAGAACAAGAAGAACUUGAUUUUUUGUUUGAUGAAGAGAUGGAACAAAUAGAAGGACGAAAAAACACAUUUACUGAUUGGUCUGAUAAUGAUUCAGAUUAUGAAAUUGAUGACCAGGAUUUAAACAAGAUUUUGAUUGUAACUCAGACACCACCUUACAUGAGAAAACAUCCUGGAGGAGAUCGAACAGGCAACCACAUGUCUCAGGCAAAAAUUACAUCUGAACUUGCUAAAGUUAUCAAUGAUGGCUUAUAUUAUUAUGAACAGGAUCUGUGGAUGGAAGAUGAAAACAAGCACACAGCCAUAAAGCAAGAAGUUGAGAACUUUAAGAAGCUAAAUCUCAUUAGUAAAGAGCAGUUUGAAAACCUAACACCUGACCUUCCUUUUGAGCCAAAUCAAGAAGUUCCUGUAGCACCUUCACAGUCCAGGCAAGAUUUGACUGAUGAAUUGGCUCAGAAGCUGCUGCAUGUUUCAGAAAUAUCUUCAGCAACAGUGGCCCGUUCAUUGCCUGCAGCAGUUCCAGAAUCUCCUAGAAUUUAUCCUGCAGGGAUACCCAAAACACCUCGAACACCCAGGUUACAAGAUCCAAACAAAACACCAAGAUUUUAUCCUGUUGUUAAAGAACCAAAAGCCAUUGAUGUAAAGAGUCCAAGAAAGAGAAAAACAAGACAUAGUACAAAUCCCCCUCUAGAGUGUCAUGUUGGUUGGGUAAUGGAUUCCAGAGAUCAUGGGCCAAGAACAUCCUCUGUCAGCAGUUCAAAUGCUUCGCCUUCAGAAGGUGCACCACUAGUAGGAAGUUACAGAUGUACUCCUCAGUCAUUCCCAAAAUUUCAGCACCCAUCUCAUGAACUUUUGAAGGAAAAUGGCUUUACCCAACAAGUGUACCACAAGUAUCGUCGAAGAUGCCUAAGUGAGAGGAAACGCUUGGGAAUUGGCCAGUCCCAAGAAAUGAAUACCCUCUUUCGUUUCUGGUCCUUUUUCCUCAGAGAUCACUUCAAUAAAAAAAUGUAUGAGGAAUUUAGACAACUUGCUUGGGAAGAUGCAAAAGAAAACUACAGGUAUGGAUUAGAAUGUCUGUUCAGGUUUUAUAGUUAUGGACUGGAAAAAAAAUUCAGACAAGAAAUUUUUAAGGAUUUCCAAGAAGAAACCAAAAAAGACUACGAAUCUGGUCAGCUGUAUGGAUUAGAAAAGUUUUGGGCUUAUCUAAAAUAUUCUCAAUCUAAGACACAGUUGAUUGACCCAAAACUUCAGGAAUACCUCUGUAGCUUUAAGAGGUUAGAAGACUUCCGUGUUGAUCCCCCGAUUAAUGAGGAAUUUGGAAGAAAAAGACAUUCAUCUACUUCUGGUGAGGAGAGUAGUCGUCACAGACUUCCAUCUAAUUCCUCUAGGAAGCCACCAAGUGCUGCUAGGCCUACAUCUGCCAGUCAGCUUCAGGUCCCAGGAAUCUCCCAGAAGGGACACUUCAUAGGAGGCCAGUGACAAUUCACACCAGAACAGUGCUGCCUUGGUCUCAACAAAUGGUGAAAUGCCUGAGAAAUAGACUCUUACGAAAGUUGUUUGCCCUUGAAAUCAACAUUUACAUCAGUCUUUAUUUGGGAAAAAUCUUCUGAUGCUUAAUU